AUGUCUCGGCAGUCUGUCUGCAGAAGCUUUGGAGGAGGCAGCAGAAGGGGCUACAGCUCUUGCUCUGCCGUUGGUGGUGGCUUUGGAGGAAGUGGGGGCAGAAGCAGGAUCAGCUACAGCUCCUUCUCCACAUCCCGGGGAACUGGAGGCGGCGGACGCUGUGGAGGUUUUAGCAGCAGGAGCCUCCAUAACAUGGGUGGCAGCGGAAGGAUUUCCAUGGGUGGCUCUUAUGGCGGUGGAUACGGAUGUAGAAUUGUUGGUCUCAGUGGAGGCUAUGGAGGAGGAUUUGGCAGCAUUGGAGGAGGUGUAAUUGGUGGAGGAGUAGGCAGCUUUGGUGGCCCUGUGAGAGGUGGCCCUGGGUUCCCUGGAGGCAUCCAACCAGUGCAGGUUGACCCAACCCUCCUGCGGCCGGUCCAUGUUGACAUUGACCCUCAGAUCCAACAAGUGAAGUGCCAGGAGAAGGAGCAGAUCAAGACCCUUAACAACCAGUUUGCCUCCUUCAUUGACAAGGUGCGCUUCCUGGAGCAGCAGAACAAGGUUCUCUCCACCAAGUGGGAGCUCCUGCAGCAGCAAGGGCCCUCGGGACCCAGGAAGAACCUGGACGUCAUCUUUGAGAAUUACAUCCAGAACCUGAGGAGGAGGUUGGAGUCUCUCUUGGGACAGAGGGGAGAGCUGGAAUCCGAACUGCAGAACAUGCGCCAAUAUGUUGAGGAGUACAAAACCAAGUACGAGGAAGAGAUCAACAGGCGCACCGCUGCUGAGAAUGAAUUUGUGGUGCUGAAGAAGGAUGUAGACUGUGCCUACAUGACCAAGGUGGAGUUGGAAGCCAAGGUGGGAGCCCUGACUGAUGAGAUCAGCUUCCUCAGGUGCAUCUAUGAAGAGGAACUGUCUCAGAUGCAGACAAUCAGCCGGGACUUGUCCGUGGUGGUGUCUAUGGACAACAACCGGCAUCUGGACAUGGACAGCAUCAUCGAGGAAGUCAGACGCCAGUACGAGCAGAUUGCCCAGAACAGCCGGGCAGAAGCUGAGGCUUGGUACCAGAGCCGGUACGAGGAGCUGCAGAGCACUGCUGGAAGGCACGGGGACAGCCUGCGCAACACCAAGAUUGAGAUCCAGGAGCUGACCAGGAAUGUCCAGCGGCUGCGAACUGAAAUUGAGAAUGUGAAGAAGCAGAACCAGCAGCUGCAGGCAGCUAUUGCUGAGGCUGAGGAGCGGGGUGAGAUGGCCCUGAAGGAUGCCAGGAGGAAACUGGAGGAGCUGGAAUGUGCUCUGAGCAAGGACAAGGAGGAGCUGGCUCGCCUGCUGAAGGAGUACCAGGAGCUGCUGAACAUCAAGAUUGCCCUGGAUGUGGAGAUUGCCAUGUACAGGAAGCUGCUGGAGGGAGAGGAGAACAGGCUCUGCGGAGACAACCCAUCCAAUGUCAAUGUCUCUGUGGUCGGCAGAACUACCAUUGCUGGAGGCAGAGCUGGAGGUUUUGGUGCCGGCAGUGGCAUGGGAGGAGGAGUGUGCACAGUUGGAGGAGGAAGCAUCAUCGGGGGCAGCUGUGGGGUGGGAGGAGGAGUGUACAGUGGGGGCUUCUCCUCCGGGAGUGGGAGGAUGUGUGGCUCCGGAGGUGCCACCUUCAUUCCUGCGGGAGCGUCCUCAGUCCGGAGAUGUGUCACCACCACAACGGUGAAAUCUUCGGGCGUGAAGUACUGAGCCCCGAACUCAGUACCGCCAAGGAAAGAAGCAUC
Numida meleagris (helmeted guineafowl) is the source of this 1733-nucleotide messenger RNA. Its product is annotated as keratin, type II cytoskeletal 6C-like. The transcript has 9 exons. Gene Ontology annotation, biological process: intermediate filament organization; keratinization. Bases 1 to 1698 code for a protein of 565 amino acids. Gene Ontology annotation, cellular component: keratin filament. The record is from RefSeq and is a predicted model, not a curated record. NCBI's taxonomy places the organism in Eukaryota, Metazoa, Chordata, Aves, Galliformes, Numididae. Gene Ontology annotation, molecular function: structural constituent of skin epidermis.